This is a messenger RNA of Penicillium oxalicum, 1938 nucleotides long. RefSeq lists its product as uncharacterized. The transcript has 3 exons. The record is from RefSeq and is a predicted model, not a curated record. The coding region runs from base 1 to 1938 and encodes 645 amino acids. Lineage: Eukaryota; Fungi; Ascomycota; Eurotiomycetes; Eurotiales; Aspergillaceae.
AUGAUCCGCCAUUGGGGCCUCAGCAUACUCAUCGCGGCUCUCUCUUUCAUUGCCAUCGGUUCCGCCACAGACACAAGCGAACCGUCCGAUGCUACUCUCUGGGGUGCCAUACCGGAUUGUGCCAAAUUAUGUGUUCAGAAUUUUAUCGAGGGCCAGUACAACACUGCGGAGUGUGCCUCGGGAUCUGAUAUCAAAUGUCUUUGCCGGAACAAGACACCGAGUGGACUCACCUUGGGAGAAGCGGCUCUGAGCUUCGGCAACAACCAUGUAUCCUGCGACCACUGCAACCGGCCCAUCAAGUACAAGCCCAUCUUCAUCCUCGUCCUUGAGCCAAACAAGUUCCUCAUCAAUUCUGUUUACUUCCUCCUUUUCUUCCCCCUCAUCUACAGCGCCCACGGAAACCGUCUCUCAGACGACGAGAUCAACUUCCACGAAAACCACAACGGCAAGCAGCGAUACAAGUACACCUACAACCAGCAUCGCUUCGGCUACUCUAGCACUGUGAUUGGGGUAUCUGUCGCAUCUGGCGUUGCUGGUGCUUUUCUCAUCGGAAUCGCCGUCUUUCUAUGCUGCAAACGAUGGCGACAGAGGAGUCACGCCUCGGGAUUCAAUUCUGACCAUGAUGAUUUCUUUGAAAUCGGCGGCACAAUGUCUGAACCUGCUGACUUCUCGCGGUCUCCUUCUCAACUUUCGCCCCGCGGGCCUCACAGUGGACCCCGCGGGUCGUUUCCUCUCGCACGCGGUCCUGGCAGUGACCAGAUGUCCGAGCUACCUACAACACGGACACCAACCUGGCAGAAUCCGACCAUGGCGCCGACUGUGAGACUGCUUCCAACUGCUCCGGACUCAGAGAAGCCACUCGAAAGGGAACCUAUCGGGGUCGCUGUGAGCUCUCGGGACGGUUGGGCAAACUCACCACGCAGUCUAUCAUCAUCGCAGAACGUGCAAGCCGAAUCAUCUACGACUCCGGUGAUGGGACUGCAUCCGAAACCGUUAAAAUGGAGUCUUCGACCCGACAGUGGCGGGACACUCUUUGAAGAAGACGAAUAUCAGCAGAUCAGAGCACCUCAACCAUUAAACAUGCAGAGUACAGCCUGUGCUCGCCCACUACCAGGGCUGCCAGCCAAUCCUCGCGCGUUCAAGAAUAAAAUACCACCUGAUCAUCAUCACGGAGGAUCGUCGCCGCCGCCGCCGCAACAGCAGCGUGCUCGUCCAGGACACCAAGGGCGAUUUUCACCACAAAGCAGUCUUUCUAGUGAUCGGGUUGUGGGUCCAAAUAUGUCCACGACAGCCUUCCGUUCAUCCCCACCGUCGAAUCCCAGUAGCUCGUCGAACAAUGAUUCAGGGUCUUCUUAUCGUGGAUCCGCGAGUAUUCCAGUCGCACUCGCUCUGAUGCAGGGACAGGAACAAAGGCAGGGGCAAAGGCAGGGCCACGGCUCGAGCGUACGGCCUAUUCACCGACCUCGUCCGUCUCCUCGCAACUUUGAUCCACGAAGAAGCCCAGCUUUGAGCGGCAAAGCCCCCGGAGGACCCAGACCGGCUGCCAGUCCGACCCAGGUUCCCAGUCACCCUCCUCAAUCACCCAACAACGGGCUCGGCCUCUCUGCGCCGCCAGACCAACUGGUUCAGCCCCGAAUUGUGUCCCGAGAAGAAAUCAAGCAUGUUGAGAUCCGCAGCAGUCCACGUCUUCCUGGUGAAGUCGUGGCGCCUUACGGCCCAGAUGACUUUUGGCCGGAGCGAGGCCGAAGCCGAGCCCCUGUCCCCCAUACCAUGAAAGCAUUGCCCUAUCCCUCAGAGAUCGCCCCGGGGAAGGUCUUGUAUCCGCAGAGUCCCCAUAAAAGACCGCGAGAUAUACAGGCACAGCGACUGUCAGCUACCGGGCGGAGCCUGACACCUUCCAAGAGAGGGGACGAUUUGAUUCUCCGAGUUGAAGAGUAA